AUGGCCAGGUGCCCGCCCCACCCCGCCCGGCUCGCUCAGAACACCUCGUCGCGUUGCACUCGACGCCCGAACGCCGGGAAAACAUCAACGGUUUUCCGCCGCGAUCGCACGUACAACUUUCGUGAUAGACUCAUACCUUUAAAAUUUAUUAGAGUCCAUCAAUCAAGCCCCACUCUACGAGGACAAUUGAGACAGACCGCGAGCAUCUGUAGCACU
Messenger RNA from Brenthis ino (lesser marbled fritillary), 216 nucleotides. The record is from the annotation of a GenBank genome assembly. NCBI's taxonomy places the organism in Eukaryota, Metazoa, Arthropoda, Insecta, Lepidoptera, Nymphalidae.